Messenger RNA from Symbiodinium necroappetens, 833 nucleotides. NCBI's taxonomy places the organism in Eukaryota, Dinophyceae, Suessiales, Symbiodiniaceae. The record is from the annotation of a GenBank genome assembly.
GCGAGGCUGAUGUGGUGCGCAACGCGAUCAACACGAACGAGGUCUACGGCUCCAGCAGCGACGUCGACAAGGACAUCUUCUCGAGGACCUCGUGCCGCCACAUCAACAGCGACGAGAAGGGAGCCUUUGGGAAACGGGACUGCUCCUACUUCUACAUCUUCCAGAACGAGCUCCACGCCAAUCACGAGUUUGCCGCCAACUGCGUUCCCUCCACCAUCUGCAAGGAGGAUGUGGUGGGCAUGACCGAGGGAAAGGUCGCUACCUACGGGGUCGUCAUGCAGAUCCUGCAGCAGAACCUCGGGAAGUUGCAGGGCAUCUGGAAGGGUCCCAUGGACGCCUGCAUGCACGGCAUGACUUUGGUCAACCGGGGCAAACUGAGCGGCCUCUGGAAAACGGAGAGAGCCGUGAAGCUCGGCGGCGAGCUGAACUUCAUCAUGGCGCAUCUGACAGGUGGCAAGAGUGAAGCCUUGAAGAGGACCCUGGAUUUCGAUGGCAUGGCACCAGUUCCGGCCGUCAAGAGCUUCAAUAAGUGCUCGAACGAUGCCAAUAUCGGCUACCUCUUCGUGCACAAGAACUUGUAUUGGGCCGGCCACCAGAGCACCAUCGACCUAGAUGCCUUCACGAAAUUCAAGGAACAGAAGACCAAAGAGAAGAUGCAAAAGAAGCAGGCCGCAGAGAAGGCCUUGGCAGCGGCUCAGAUUGCGGCGGCACAGAAGGCGGAGGAGCAGAAGGCGGAAGAGGCGCUGCAGGCCGCGGGGGAGGGGUCGCCCGAGGAGUUCGAGGAUAAUCAGGUCACCGCGCGCCGUCUGUCGGAGCCGCAAGUCCUGGUCUGA